GCGGCCGCGCCCCGGCCGCCGCAGGCGGCGGAGACUGUGUCCCCCGCGCAGCGGCCGCGCCUGCUGCUGCCAGUGCCGGCGCGCAACCUGCUGACAGACACCUGGAGGGCUGACCGCGGCGGCUCCCCGGCGGCCGGGCUGCCCGACCUGCUGCCCCCCGCCGCGGCGGUGCCCCGCCCGGGCCUCGCCGCCCAGCGGCCGCCUGCGCGCUCCCGCGCCGGGGGCCAGCUGCCCGCCCGCUUGCAGGCCUUGGACGACCAGACCGUGGUGCCACGCGAGGUGUACAACCGCAUGAUGCAGCUGGGGGACACGGCGAGGGGCCAACUCGGGAGGGGUAUGGUCAACAUCGUCUGGUAUUUGUUGGGCCAGAUGGCUCCCACCGAGUGCUGCGGCAUUCUGACCUUGCCAGCUCGGCCCUCGCCAGAUGCUGAUCUUUUUCCGUGCCAGCUCGUGCCUGUGUUGUGCAUGCUUUUUUUUAUACUUUGCGAGGUUGGCAGUCUCGCUAGACGGGCAGAUGUUGUUCGAGGUGUAGCUUUUUCGGCUAUGUGUCUUGUGCUCUGUCCGCUCGCCCUGACGUUUCAUCAAUUUAGCGUGAACCUUGCGGAGUAGUGGUUAGGAGUCUGGUCUGCAACACGCUGGGGCAAUGUGCUCAGCGCGUUUCUCACAGCCCGUCUGUGGAAGAAGUUCCAGUGGCGCGCGAUCUAUUGUGUAUCAUCGUGUCGCGUGAUCUACUUUCCACGGUCGUUGUUGCACAGCCUGUGUAGAUUUUGUUGACACCAGAUCUGUUUCAGAGUUAAUUCUUGUUGUACCGAUUCAUUCACAUAUGAACGAUCGUCGCUCACUGCGCCCUUGCAGUGUGCCACUGUCCACAAACUGAUGGAACUGUGAUGUCUCAAUUUGUCCGUUCUUGGGCUGGCGAUGUAAUCCUGAUAGUGCCGUCGACCUCAUGCAGAUGUAUUGCGAACUCAAGGCUGGAUCUUCCUACCUGCUCGUGUGGAGUUUGUACACGUUGACGGUCGAUCGUGGCUGCUGCAUGCA
Prorocentrum cordatum is the source of this 1038-nucleotide messenger RNA. The record is from the annotation of a GenBank genome assembly. Lineage: Eukaryota; Dinophyceae; Prorocentrales; Prorocentraceae.